This is a messenger RNA of Fundulus heteroclitus (mummichog), 3902 nucleotides long. Its product is annotated as zinc finger protein 436. The transcript is spliced from 2 exons. Gene Ontology annotation, molecular function: RNA polymerase II cis-regulatory region sequence-specific DNA binding; DNA-binding transcription factor activity. Gene Ontology annotation, biological process: regulation of transcription by RNA polymerase II. The record is from RefSeq and is a predicted model, not a curated record. The coding region runs from base 118 to 1263 and encodes 381 amino acids. NCBI's taxonomy places the organism in Eukaryota, Metazoa, Chordata, Actinopteri, Cyprinodontiformes, Fundulidae.
GGGAAGAAGACGGAGGAAAGAGAAGAAGAAACGGAUUCAACGUCACCUGACUGGGAAAAAAAGCAUCCUUUUGGUCCGUUUCGGACGACCGUAGCACCUCCGCGCAAUCCGGGAAAAAUGACCAAGCUGCAGUUUUUGAACGUCUUUCUGACUGAGCGUCUCAUGCUCGCCGCACAGGAGAUUUACAAGUCGGUGGAGGACACGAUAUUGGAGUACCAGGAGGAGAUCGCGAUCCGGGAGAGGGAGAACGACCAUCUGAGACGGAGGCUCCGAGACGCCGGGAUAGAAAUAUGGCCAGAUCGCCCGUCCAUGGCGCUGUUGGAGGAAGAGGACGGUAAGCAUCCGCGUCAAGAGUGGAGUCCAAGUAUGGGACAUCAGGAGCGUUUUCCCAUUCAGCUCAAAGACAAAAGAGACAUGCGGGCCAACCAGGGAGACGAUCAGCUUCGAGCACACGGCUCCCACAGCAGCACAGAAAAUAUGUUCACCCCUCCACGUGUACCCAAUGAGUACCCUCAGGAUGGUCCUCACACAUCCAGUCUUCCUCAGAAUCAGGGCGUGGAGAACAGGGAGAGGGAUCCCGCGUCUUGUAACCCAUCGAGGCACGUGAAGGGCGAGAGCGGAGGGGGUCACAUGGUCGCUAUUUCCUCUAGCGGUGGUGCGCAGCCUCUGGCACCAGUCAACCCAAACUGCUCGAAUGAGAACAACAUUGACGUCAUUGGCGCUGAAAACGGUGGACAGAUGGGUGGCGCUAAGGGAGCUGUGAACGGAGCUAACAGAGGACAAGCCCCUCUCAUGAGGAGCCAAGGACCCAAUGCUAUGGACUGCCCCCAUCAAAAAUCUCCCCUGCAGGGCCACAUGUCGUCGUUCUGCUGUAAAGUCUGCGGAGAGGCAUUCAGCCACGUCGGACACUUGCACGUCCACGUGCAGGUGCACACGCGAGAAAAACCGUACCGCUGUGGAGUAUGCGGGAAAUGCUGCAGCUCCGCCGGCAGGCUUCAGGAGCACCAGCGGAGCCACACGGGAGAAAAACCCUUCCGCUGCCAGAUUUGUGGGAAGGGCUUCACACAGAUGGCUCAUCUGAAGGUCCACAUGAGGAUCCACACCGGAGAGAAGCCGUACAGCUGCCCCGUGUGCGGCAAGUGCUUCAGCCGCUCUGACAAAAUCAAAAGGCACCUUCAGACGCACAGCCGCGAAGGGACCUAUUUCUCAGGGCAGGAACAGAAGGGACCCGGUUUGGGAGUCGUUGUUGUGGGAAACCUUUGAAAAAAAAAAAAAAACAAGCUACGGCUGCUGUCACUGACGAGGCUUUUCCUCCCACCGCUUCAGUAAACACUUUUUAACCAAACCUGUAACUUCUCAGUCCCUUUAUAUAGUUUGUAUUAGCCAGUUUAGUAUGUUAUUUACAGCCUUUUGUAUUUAUCAUUAUGUACUGAACUAGACACAAUUUGAGUUAUUAGCUAGACUUUUCCGAAUUAUCUAGCGUUUUUUUUAUAGUCUUAUAAGUAGCAUGAAGUCUUCCACUCUAGCCUUGAAACAGGGAUGUGUCAAGACUUGCCAGAAUUGAUCAUCACAUUCAGUUUAUUAUCAGGCGGUCACUUGAAACCCAUGUGUGGGUAUCAGACUAAAUAUUUGCUUUGUUUUCGUUCCUGGUUAGAUCUUAAGAUUCAGAGUAAGCAUAAUUCUUGCAAUUUUUUUUCAGUUAUGGGGAAGAAGUCUUAUUUCAGGGGUGUACUAUUAAGCAGUAUCAACAAGUCAGAAAGCUACGUUGAACCUAAAGCCACAGUAAUCUGACUCAGUCGUCAUGGUACCUAAUGACGUGAAGGACAUUAAGCGGAGUUAGUAAGUGCUUUUACACCCGAAUAGUAGGGGACUCAGGUAAAUUGGGUUGGGAAUUCUGAAAAGCUUCACACCUUAAUCCGUUUUGGCUCAUGUUCCAACUGCACCUUUGAAAGUGGACCAAACAGACUGGACGGGGACAUGCUUUUACAACAGCAGCUACUUUGGGGCAUUCUCAUAAAAAUCUGCCCAGUUUGACCUGCCCGUGGGUAUGGCAAGCCACUUCUGUAUUCAAUAAAAAAAAAAAAAAAAAUAACCAAAUUCCCUAUUGAAUUACAGAUAUCUAAAGAUAUCUAUGUUUGAUAGGUAGAUGCAACUACAAACCCAAUAUUGGAGAAUGACACAUUUAUAGGAAGAAUGGGAUUUGUAAUUGCUGAAAUGAUCAUGGUGGAUCAUUCUGGAUACCUUAUAUGUAUAUUUCUUCUUGGAGCAAUCAAUGUAUGGAUAGUAAGCUUUGAAUGGACUAUACCUGAUCCUGCACAAGUGCGAAUUGUGAGCAACGUGAACAGUUUAGUUUGAACUGUAAGCCCUGCCCCCUCUACUGACCCCCCCCCCCACCCACCACAUUGAGAAACCCUCGACAUGCAUGAGAGUAAACACACCCCUCAAGCUUGUGCACAAUUCUCCAGAGGAAAUAAGGCUUCGUCAAGGGAUUUUUUUUUGUAUCUUCUUUGCUGUAAAUGUCUACAUCUCGGGUAAAUACUAAUUUCCUUUGGGAAAAGACCUGCCAUGCUGUCCUGUUUGCAUACCCUGUCAUGCAUGCACUGGAGGAGCUGCUGCUUAGCAAUGGCUCCGCUCCUCGUUGUGCCAUUGGCAGAGAAAAGUUGUCCCCAGUUGGUUGCUUAUUAUUACUAUGAAAAGCCUGGACUAGCUCAAUCGUGCAAUAAAUUAGUAAUUUUUUUAAUCAUGAAAUUACGUCUUUUAACUCACACAUUGCAUAAAAAAAGCUUUUUUCUUGACCAGACAAAAAUUAAGUCAGGUAUCGUUCCUUUAAAGAUCUUCUUUGGCUAUUAAAUGUUAAAUAGCUUGCCACAGAAUAGCAAGCUAAUAGCCUGUUUCUCUGUGUACAGGAGACAUUUACAGUCUCCCACAGCCUGGGUUCGCUAGUUACUAAAUGUCGUAUUAAUAAAGGCUGACUCUAGGUUCAAGUUUUGCCUUUCUGUCUGAAUGAAUUUCACGUCUGUUGAUCUUUCUUUUUAGUACACCCUGCUUUCGUUUCACUUUUAUUUAUAGUGUCCCUCUUACCUGAUAGGGCUGUUGCAUUCUUGCGGAGCAAAUUAUGGCCAUCUCACAUAAUCAGAGACUAAUCUAAUGUGAGACAGCACCAAUAAAACAUGUAUUAUUCUGUUGAAUGUAACUCACCAUUUUUCUUUCCCGGAUUGUGUGUUUUUUUUUUUUAUAACAUGCUCUUUUGGUAUUGUUGCUUGCAGAUAUACAAAUGAACUCCAGUUGAACCUUACAGUAUUAGAACCGAUUUUUCUAAAAGAUCUAAGCGGGUGAAGGCUUCUGUGCACCAGUGUUUCCACAGUGUUUCAGUGCGUGAGGUUUUUGGUUGGUAUUUACUUUUUUCUUUUCCAAAACGAUGAUUGGAUUGUCAUGGAACAAAACAUUUGUACUUGAAGUACUUCCUCUUUACAUUUCUGGGUCAUUGCUUAAGCACAACACCUGAAAGUAGCUUACGGUAGCCUUUCUCUUCAGGACAAAGGCUGCAUUUACAUCAAGAGGUUGUGUCAGAGAGAGUGAUAUGUGGUUCUAAAAAUCAGUGUGAUGGCGAAAUGAAAAACAAAACUGAUUGGUACGGCAGGAUUUUGCUAAAACAAAUCAACCCAGACUUGAAUACGAAUGGAGGUUGAUACCAUCAAGGUGCAGCAGAGCCUUGUUGGUAGUUUAUCUGCCCUUGUGUGUAAUAAAUGAAUAGUUGGUGGUUUAUCUUUCACCACUGGCCAGUAACUUCUCACAUGCAGUCUUCCUAGGGAGAUCCUAGCUCCCCAGCACAUACCCUGUACAGUGUUUUACCCUUGCCAAUUAAAUGGUACUUUGAAAUAAAGUGAUAACAUAAAGCAAUA